This is a messenger RNA of Seriola dumerili (greater amberjack), 1528 nucleotides long. It is a transcript of the gene mettl24, whose product is annotated as methyltransferase like 24. NCBI's taxonomy places the organism in Eukaryota, Metazoa, Chordata, Actinopteri, Carangiformes, Carangidae. The transcript is spliced from 5 exons. The record is from RefSeq and is a predicted model, not a curated record. Bases 404 to 1510 code for a protein of 368 amino acids.
GAGAGUGUGAGGAAGGAGUUCCCAAAGUUUUCAAAGAGGGCGGCACACAUCGUACUUCUGAAUGUGUUUGCAGAGCCUCAUGAUAUACACGCCAACAUGCACGCUGUCGUUCAGGUUAAGAUGCAGGCACGCACAUGCAUGUUGGUUCACGAGCAGAGGUGUUUCUUGUCAUGUUUGUGUUUCAUUAACUUAACUCCCUCUGUCUAGUGGUGGACUUUGGACCUGAAGGAAAGGAGAGGCUGGAAGAGAAGAGAAGAGAAGAGAAGAGAAGAGAAGAGAAGAGAAGAGAAGACAAGAACAACAAGAACAGAGUGGAAAAAGCAAUGGGCAAACCAAAACUUCCAGUUGAGGAGAUGGAGUGAAGCGAGCCAGAGAGUCACACAGGACAAGACAGUGACUGGACAUGGGCAAAGAGCGACUCACCCUGGGGUUGCUGCUGCGUUUGGGUAUUCUGCUCACUACUGUGUAUGUGUGUGUUCAUGUUUACCUGGACAGAAGUUGGCGGAGAACACCUGCACCCCUGGCAUUUGAACAUCCCAUCCAGUCUAGGCAGAACUUGGGGCAACAAAGCAGAACCAAGCGGGUCUCUGCAGAGACAGAGGAGCAGGACAGGAGUAUUAAAAGGAGAAUCUCCUACGUCCGAACACUGAAGAAGGACAGUCCAGCUAAGAAGAGGGAUGAAAACAGAGAAGUCCCCUCAUCUCCUCUCAACCCACACAGAAAGACUCCUCGGUGGCACAUAGACCUGGAGCCGUGGGCCAGUGAGAGUCAUUCUCUGGAGGAAGAAGCUAAGAGGUUCCUCAGCUACAUCACAACACCACAAGUGUCAUGUUCACCAUUGGCUGGUGAAGAAGCUGCUCAAGAGGGGUCCAAGGGGACCACGGGUGCCUGGGUUGUGUGUCUGGACCCUAAGUACAGUCUGGCCCACAGGAUACAAAGCAAACACUGCAGGAUUUACUCUUUUGGGUUGGGGGUGGACGACCGGUCCCUGGAGCGUUUCCUCGCCCGGUCAGGGUGUGAGGUCCACUGCUUCGAUCCCAGCUUGAAGCAGCCUCACCUGCAGCAGGCUGAAAUGUGGCUCCACCGGCUCUCUGUGGACUGGAGGGAUCCAAGCCCCGCCAUCGUCGCCCAGCGUCAGUAUGCCAACACGAAGAAACUGGCCACCAUCCUGAACGACUUUGGACACAGACAGGUGGAUGUACUGAAGGCAGAUAUGGAGAGCGCAGAGUGGAAGAUUUUGGAGAAUCUGCUUCUGGAGGGAGUUCUGGACUCAGUGGGUCAGCUGCUGUUGGAGCUUCACCUGCACUGGGCGGGUUUUGAGGUGGCCGGCGAUGACCCGUCCGUGGUGCGGUACUGGUUCAGCCUGCUCAAGGAGCUGGAACGCACCAACUUCCGCCUCUUCCAUGUGCAGAACGAUCCAGCCAAACCGCACCUCUUCCUGCAUAAGAAUGUCCUCAAUGCCAGCAGUGCAUACACCUUGAGCUGGGUGAACACACAGUGGAAGCCUUGAGGGAUACCAGACAGGUGU